Messenger RNA from Rosa rugosa (rugosa rose), 1477 nucleotides. RefSeq names its product uracil-DNA glycosylase, mitochondrial. Gene Ontology annotation, cellular component: nucleus; mitochondrion. Gene Ontology annotation, biological process: base-excision repair; base-excision repair, AP site formation via deaminated base removal. The record is from RefSeq and is a predicted model, not a curated record. Gene Ontology annotation, molecular function: uracil DNA N-glycosylase activity. Bases 98 to 1201 code for a protein of 367 amino acids. NCBI's taxonomy places the organism in Eukaryota, Viridiplantae, Streptophyta, Magnoliopsida, Rosales, Rosaceae. The transcript has 6 exons.
AUUUGGGCUUUCUGUCUCAAUCACAAUGUUGAUAUGGUAAAUAAAUGGUUCCCCAACUCGUGUGCUGUAAGAGGCUGAGACUUUUGGAGAAAAAGGAAUGACCUUUGCCGUUUCCGGUUUCGGUAAUUUUCCCGCCAAUCAGAUACGAGCUUUGGCGCCAAUUCACAAAGCAGCCUAUGAUCAUAUCAUUAGGGUAAGAGGCCAUUCCUUCGCCGUCGCUAAUCCCAAGGGAGCAGCAAUGGGUUCCAGAGCUGCCACCAAAAACAAAACCCUACUGGAUAUCUUCCAACCCACGACCCGAUCCGCCAAACGCUUCAAAACCGAUUCUUCCACCCCCAAAUCCGAUGACGCCAUCACCGAGCCUUCUUCUUCUUCUUCUUCUUCUCCGUCAGCCCUCACCCCCGAGCAGAAGUCACGCAUAGAAUUCCAGAAGCUGCUGGCCAAAGCGAAACGCAACCGCACUAUCUGCUCCGGCAGAGUCUCCGAUUCCAAGGCCAGAGGUGAAGGAGUGAAAUUGGAGGAGCUAUUGGUGGAGGACACGUGGCUGACGGCGUUGCCUUCUGAGCUUAAGAAGCCCUACGCCGUCAACCUCAGCAAGUUCGUUGAGAGUGAGAUUUCCGGCGCCGGCGGUGGUGGUGUUCCGAUAUAUCCGCCGAGUCACUUGAUCUUCAAUGCUCUGAACUCCACCCCUUUUGAUCGGGUCAAGGCUGUCAUUUUGGGCCAGGACCCGUAUCAUGGGCCGGGUCAGGCUAUGGGUCUGUCCUUCUCUGUUCCACAAGGAGUGAAGGUCCCAUCGAGCCUGGUUAAUAUAUUCAAGGAGCUUCACAAAGAUGUUGGCUGUUCAAUUCCAUCUCAUGGAAAUCUAGAAAAAUGGGCUGUUCAGGGUGUUCUGUUGCUCAAUGCUGUUCUCACCGUUAGGGAUCAUCAGGCCAACUCUCAUGCAAAGAAAGGAUGGGAACAAUUUACCGAUGCUGUUAUCCAAACGAUUUCAAAAAAGAAGGAAGGAGUUGUUUUCCUCCUGUGGGGAAACUCCGCACAGCAGAAAUCCAGGUUAGUUGAUGUGUCGAAGCAUCACAUUCUUAGAGCGGCACAUCCUUCCGGUUUAUCUGCAUACAGGGGCUUCUUUGGCUGCAGGCAUUUUUCUCGCACGAACCAGCUUCUCAAGGAGAUGGGUAUUCCCCCGAUCGAUUGGCAACUUUGAUCUGCAAAGUCAUCUCACCUGGCAGUACCUAAACUCUUGACUUAUUUUGUCUUAGACUAUCUCUGUCAAGUCAUGUAUGAUCGAGGAGGUUUGGACUUGUUCUAGAUGUUAGUGCAGUAGCCUUGUUUUACAGAAUACGGAUGUUUUUUGAUAGUGCCAUCUAUCCGAGUAGUGUUGCCUCCUACGCUAUUUAUGCCGUUAAAUAGUUGAUCAGCUGUAUUUGUUUAUCAAUGUUUCUGCUCUUCAAUGGCAAUGCAGACUUCAUUUUCCUUUUGA